This is a messenger RNA of Lentinula edodes (shiitake mushroom), 1105 nucleotides long. RefSeq lists its product as uncharacterized. Bases 256 to 1029 code for a protein of 257 amino acids. Gene Ontology annotation, biological process: cytokinin biosynthetic process. Gene Ontology annotation, cellular component: cytosol. Gene Ontology annotation, molecular function: hydrolase activity, hydrolyzing N-glycosyl compounds. The transcript is spliced from 4 exons. The record is from RefSeq and is a predicted model, not a curated record. NCBI's taxonomy places the organism in Eukaryota, Fungi, Basidiomycota, Agaricomycetes, Agaricales, Omphalotaceae.
CCAUGACCGAUACACCCGGAUUCGAUGUAAUCCCUCUUAGAGUCUAAUAACAAGUUGUAAAUCAUUCUAUAUAUGUGAUCUAUACGGAAUGGGGUAAACUCAAGAUUUGUCUGGUUCGUGUUUGGUUCGCGUUACUGGAAACAUUGAAACUGGCUCGUUUUCCUCAUAUUGGUCGUGUGCACGUCGCUUCGACUGGCUCACAUCUCCAUAGCCUAACAAGUUCUGGUAGAGGUAUGGUCUGGGUAUGGCUAUAAAAUGUGGCUUGGAAAAUUCCCUUCAUCUCCUCGAUCCUUUCUACCACUCAACUGCCUUUCGAAGAAUUUCCUUUCACGCCUCCCCACUAUCAUCAUGGUCGUUCUGUCUACGAAGCCUACCCGAAGUAUUUGCGUACUAUGCGGGGGGAAUAUCGGUGCAGAGGGAAAGUAUGCAAAGCUAGCGGAUGAAUUGGCUAUGCUUUUCUACAAGAACAAUUGGCGUCUUGUGUAUGGGGGGUCUCCGAGGGGAAUAAUGGGACGAAUCUCUCGCACUCUGGCUGAGCUCGGUGGCGAUGUUAUUGGAAUCAAACCCACACCAUUCCUUAAAUACUCGAAUGGUAAACUCCCCGAGUGGGGUUACAAUGAGCUUGUCCCCGACAUCCACACCCAGAAAGCUCGUAUGGCGGAGCUUUCAAAUGGAUACCUCUUCCUACCCGGUGGAUUCGGCACUCUCGAAGAGUUUUGUGCAUUUCGUAUGUGGAGGAAACUAGGAAUCAUAAAAGCACCCUUGGUGAUACUGAACUUCGAGAACUACUACGAAGAUCUUGUCAAGUGGAUUGAACUCGGAGCUGACGAAGGCUUCAUCAGCGAAAAUGCUGCAGCUGCGUUUAGCGUUGUGCAAUCGCUGGACAAAGUUUCCGAAACCUUUAGCACAUCUUCGUACGCGACAGACGAGCAGUUGGAUUUAUCUGACAUGGCUCCACCUUGUAACAAAGAAUACUUAGGUCUUCCACUCCCCAUCUCUCGUUUGGCUACCAAAAAUCUUCGUGAUUAGUACUCAUCUCAUUACCAUAGAAUAUGUAUAUGUAAAGCGUAAUCAAAAAAUCUCUAUCCUUGCAAGUUGAGGGGAC